Molecule: messenger RNA, 3060 nt
Organism: Exophiala spinifera
Lineage: Eukaryota; Fungi; Ascomycota; Eurotiomycetes; Chaetothyriales; Herpotrichiellaceae
Exons: 1
Coding region: 1-3060 (1019 amino acids)
Source: RefSeq, a predicted model, not a curated record
AUGGACGUGCCGAUAAUUGACAGGUUGAGACCUCGCAAAGGCCGGUCCACUCAGUCUCAGAAUGACGAUGUAGCAGAUCAAACGCUAUCCAUGGCUGGAGGGACGCCUCCUACGAAGACUCCCAGAAGAGCAGCGGGCAAAUUGACAACCACACCCAAGACCACUGCAAAAGUCACUAAGAAGGUGCAAGCUAAAGGAAUAUCGAAGGCCACCACCACUCCUUCGAAGGUUCUCCGCAAGUCUGUCGUAGAGAAGAAGAGAAAGUGUCCAGCCAAAAAGAACUCAACGAAAGAUAGGACCCUCAAACCCGACCCGGCUGAGCAAAGCGACGAUGAGGCUGAAUCAACCGUACAGCAGAAAUCCACUCCUGCGAAGCCCAGCCCUGAGGCUUCAUUGAAAAGGGUAGGGAGACUAUCCAAAACUCCAGUCAAAGAUGGUGCCUACCAACCAGACGAGGACGAGUCGAACGAGGAAGCAUCUGCGAAACCCACUAGAAAACCACGGUCGACCAAGAAACCGAUCAGAAAGGCGGCGCCGAUACCUUUUGUUCCUAUCCCUGAACAUGAGGACUCUGCAAAGACACACCCGCCGCCAGAAGAAGGCCCAAACAGAAACAGUACACGCGUCAAGGUCACUUUGAAGGUAAAAAAGCCUGCUUCACCUGGACUGGCCACUCCACACCCUGGGCGCCAUUCAACAUCCAGCGAUCUUCGUAGCAGCCCGGACACAUUCCACACUGCAAGCCCAGCGGCACGAUCUGACGGACCGAAUCUGAGCACAGAAUCCCCACGGCCAUCAGCAAGUUUUUGGACUUCUGCAAAAUCGCCCAAGCGCCGUUCUCCAGACAAUCAAGAUGACGAUGGCAAUGGCUAUCCUCGGUCUCCCAAGCGUGCAAGGUCUGUGAAUGCGACGACUGCUUCAAGUUCACUCCCCAAACGUGGUACCUCAACGCAACCUCGCCAGGGUGGUGGUGAUUAUCUCACGAUCGCCGAUGCCGAUCGCUUGUUGGAAGAAAUAACGGUCAUGCCCAGGAAGCUGGAGCUGGCCGAGAUCGCAGCGCUGUUCGUUUGUCUCCAGGAGAAGUGCAUCCGGUUCUCCCAGCUACACUUCAACUACAACCUGACCGAAGACCAACAGGCGGUGUGGCCGUUGCAUCAGCUCGACGAAGAAAAGUACCGAUCCUUCUUUAACAUGGCCCGGUUCCUUGUAGACGCCAACCACUGCGGCUGGAGAGAGUUCUUCACGAGUCGCAAGCACCGCGUGCCUUUUGUCCACGGAGUUCUCGGGGAACGGUUCAAGCACAACAUCUUCAAGAUUCCCGGGUUCGGCCUUGGUCGGGACGAAGUCAACAAACUGGCCGAGAUUGAUCGUAUGUACAUCAGAUACGACGCCGUUGUCCGGAGCAAAGUGCGCGCCGAGUAUCUCGAGGCACUCAAGUUUGACAAGGCCGAAGACUGGGCUACCUCUGUGGACGUCGACGAGAACGCUGGCAACAAGGGAGAUAACGCUGCAGUGAAACCACCAACACCGGCACCGGGCACAUCAGCUCAUCGUUCAGUUCCCUCCGGAUCGUCGUCAGAAGCGUCCGACCCAAAAGUGAACCACUUCACAACAAAGUACGCUGCCAGUCUCGACAAUGACGCGACCCAGCUCGCCUCCCAGAUCAUGGAACAGCUGGAACUGGUCCUCCCUCCUCCCGUCUUCGAUCCACUCCGUCCUCACGAUCCACAGACGUUCAGCGAGAAAGCCAGACAGGCCUCCUUCCGCCGCUUAAUAGAGAGUGAUCUGAUCACUUUGCUCAAGUACAUGGGCGGGCUGUCCCUUUCGAUCAGGCUUACCGGUAUCAACGGCACGAUUAUCCGCCUGGCGGAAGCGUACCCAAAGGGAAGCGAAUACCACCUGGCCGACUCGGUGGACAACAUCUGCGUCAACUCAACCUACUGUAACCUCACGUGUCCCGACACUCCCGCGACGCUGCGCAUCUACAUGACGUGCUGGUGUAGACUUGAAGGGGUCGUUCCUCACGGUAAGAACAGAUUGGAACUGGAAAGGUUUCAAACCGAACACCAGGAUCCAGACGGUCUCGAGGAAUUCACCUGGGAACAAUACGAAGAGGAAGUCUUCCCUCCGCUUCCGUAUGAAUUGCAAACUACCCCCGAGGGUCGUGCCGCCGUUGCAGACUUGCCCAUUGUUGCCGGUACCGAAUGGGACGUUUCCAUGGCUCAGGCGUCGUGGUCGGACAAUGAGCGGCGUCACGAUCACGUCUUUGAGGGAGAUGACGACGACGACGACCACGAUGACCGCCGGAACAAUCCCAGCAAACGACGAGCCCCAGGUCCCGAAAGAGGCUGUUUCGUCACAUACUACAACAAAAUCGCUCCGACGAACGUCUACUGCGCAUGGACACCCAAGGCUUCUCGGCCUACCAAGUUUCCAGACGUGGGCGACAACGACGACGUCAAUGUGAAUGACGAUGGUGCCAAAGUGGAUGUAACGCUAGAAUCCGCCAUUUUCCAUGCGAAACUCGACCGACAAGACCGCCAAGGAGACGGAAGAGCAGGUGCUGAGAAUUCUUCUCACAUAGGGUCCACGAUAGACUUGAUCCGCGAAUACCACGUCGGCGAAUGGCUCGUCGCGAGCUCCGUGGCCGGCGGUAUAUUGGCGUACGUGGUCUCCGCGGCCAACCGAGAAAGUCUCGCACCGAAUCUUGUUUUCUUCAGCAAUGGCAACGAGAACAACAAGAUGGUGUCGUCGGCAGCAUCGGCAGCGGUCGUCAGACGACUAUUACGAACCGUCCCAUCGUCUGUCGUCAGGAGUGUGAGCGACGCGCUGGGGCUCACGGUGGCCGCGGCACGGGAGUACAUCGUAACCGUACUCGCGUGGGCACAACAUUUGGAACAGCGCACCGUUCAGGGUGUGCGCGACGUUGCCGCGGAUCUGAGUAGGUCGGUCGCCUUGAUGAGUGCGUCACGGUCGCUUGCGGCGUCGAAUGCAAAGUCCGGCGUGAGCACACCUACGUUUGUCGAGGUCACGACUUUGUCUACACCUGAGUACCUGUAG